This is a messenger RNA of Carassius carassius (crucian carp), 1989 nucleotides long. Its product is annotated as E3 SUMO-protein ligase ZBED1-like. The coding region runs from base 1166 to 1987 and encodes 273 amino acids. The transcript is spliced from 2 exons. Gene Ontology annotation, molecular function: protein dimerization activity. The record is from RefSeq and is a predicted model, not a curated record. Lineage: Eukaryota; Metazoa; Chordata; Actinopteri; Cypriniformes; Cyprinidae.
CUCUCUUGUUAUUUCAUAGGGAGCUCCAAAAAAGCCACAGAAAGCCAGACAUAGUUUCAGGUCAGCUGACGAUUUUUGAGUCUGUUGAAAAAAAAAAACCGCAGACAUAGCUAGUGCAUGUAAAGACACGGCCAUCACUAAGUCACUAGCCUACUUUAUUGCAAAGGACAUGAUGCCCUUUAGAAUGGUAGAGAGGCCAGGAUUUAAUGCUCUGAUGAAAACAGUUGCUCCAAAAUACAAACUCCCAAGAAGACAAGACUUUUCUGAAAAAGAAAUCCCUAACAUGUACAUAAAAUUAAAAGAUGACAUUGCCAACUCUUUGGCUGAAGCAAACCAAUUUGCAUUUACAACUGAUCUCUGGACCAGUAAUACUGGACACCCCUAUAUGAGCUUAACAGUUCAUUUUAUCACACCAGCAUGGGAAAUGAAAGCUGCAUGUUUAGAGACUGCAUUUUUACCUGAUGAACACAACAGUGUAAACAUUAAAGAGACUUUCGAAAACCUAAUUCAAGAGUGGGGAAUUCAGCAGUCAGCAGUGGUGUGUGUAACCACUGACAAUGGCACAAAUAUGAAGUCUGCAUUUAAAUCCCUCCUCCCAUCAAACUGGCUCAGCUGCUUUGGACAUAAUUUAAAUCUUGCACUUGGAAAGGCCCUGAAGAUUGACCAAGUGGAUGCUGCGGUGAGGGCUUGCAGGAGUGUCGUCCAAGGAUUUAACCACUCAUGGAAGAGAAGGAGAGAGCUGGCGAAAAAGCAAGCAGAACUUAAUCUUCCUCAACAUACCCUGAUACAAGAUGUUGUCACCAGAUGGGGGUCUACAUAUGACAUGAUUUCUAGGUAUGUAUGAAUUUCUUGUGCAUGGCAAUACCCUGUUCAGUUAAUUAUUCUGUCAGUGUCAACUCAGCAUAAGCUUAAAAGGCACAGGGUGCAUGAAAACAAAACAAAUGUGAAUGAAAACAACAUAUAAAGAAAUGCAUUCCUUUUACUAACUCACUUGUAGUAACAGUUAGUUAGUACUUUUCUCACUCACAGACACACGUGCGCACACAUACAUCUGCUGGAUGCUUCUCAGCAAGCCUGUUGUGUAGAUUAGGAAUUUGUUUAUAACUUAAUAUAAUAUAAUUUUUGCAGAUUUGUUGAACAACAUGCUGCGGUGACAGCAACUCUCAUGGCUGACAGAAACACCAGGCAUCUUGUGCUAAGAGGGUCAUACAUCUCUACACUUGAGGACACAUGUAGGGUGCUGAAGCCACUCAGAACCUUUACCGAUUCCCUGGCUUCCGAGAAAUGCAUCACAAUCUCAUCCCUGAGGCCUGUCCUUCAGCAUCUGACUGAAUCCAUCCUGGCAGAAAAGGAUGAUGACAGCAGCCUGGUGAGGAGCAUGAAACAUGCUAUCGCUAUCUGUAAGAACUUAAAAGAGCGGUAUGAGGAUUCUGAUAUGGCUAAUGUGAUUAACAUGGCCUGUGUACUUGACCCCCGCUUCAAGUUGAACUUCGUGGAAGAGGCAGAUUCAAUCAAAGGACAGCUAGAGCAACAGGUCAUGCAGGAGUCUUCUGCAAAUGAAGGUAGCACUUCUACUCUCUCACAGGAGUCUUCUGCCAGAGGAGAAUGUGAAGAUGAGGGGACCAGUGUCUCUGUCCCUGAGGCCCCAAAAGGCUUGGCUGGUCUCAAAAUAAUAACAAAGAAAAAACAGGAGAAAAACCAAUCAGCAGACAUGGUGAAAUCUACACUAGCAUUUCAAGAAGUUUCUGUUUACACAUCCUUGCCCACUAUUGCUGUCGAUAAAGACCCACUUCAGUGGUGGAAGGAUAAUGAGGAGGAGUUUCCAAGGUUGGCAAAACUGGCACAGAAGAUCCUUUGCAUUCCUGCCACCAGUGUUGCAUCAGAAAGACUUUUCAGUUCUUCAGGAAACAUUCAGACAGUGUUUCGCUCCAGUUUAAAACCAGACAAACUUAAUAUGCUUGUCUUCCUUCACACAAAUUUGCCAUAGAU